AAAUUAGAUUUUGCCGCUGACCCUGUCCACAGCACCUUGCUUAGUUUCCAUGCUGGUACAACUUGCUGCUUCUCCAAACUGGGGACACGUUGGCCGCUGUCUACUGCAGGGAUGGAUCACCUCAACUCCACCGGCCUCCCCACCCCCAACCAAACAGACUUCAGCAACUUCUUCACCCUCCACGUCCUCCCGCCGCUCUAUUUGGUGAUCUGCAUUGUGGGUUUGUGCCUGAACGGCCUGGCCGCCUGGAUCUUCUUCAGAGUGCCCAGUGACUCGGGUCUGGUGGUCUACCUGAAGAACAUGGUGGUGGCUGACCUCCUCAUGUUGGUCACCUUCCCCUUCAGGCUGGCAGCUCAGCUGGGCCUGGGUGGCUGGCGCGUUCACGUCAUCAUGUGCCGCUACACCGCCGUGCUCUUCUACUCGUCCAUGUACGUGGGGAUCCUUUUCAUGGGCCUCAUCAGCCUCGAGCGCUACUUCAAGAUUGUCCGACACACCUCCCCCUCCCCCUCCUCCUCCUGCAGGUCCAGGUGGGGAGGGGUGUCCUUGCUGCACCUACUGCAGAACGUCAGCUUCGCCCGAGUCUUGGCGCUCCUCAUCUGGAGCCUCCUCCUCCUCCUCUGUGUGCUUCCCAACGCCCUGCUGACCAGCCAUCCGGCCAAUGAGGAGAACUCACGUCAUUGCAUGCAGCUGAAGACGCCGCUGGGCAUGCAGUGGCACCGGGUGUCCACCUUCUUCAGCGUAAGCCUGUUCUGGGUGACCCUGCUGGUCCUUGCCUUCUGCUACGCCUCCAUCGCCUGCCGGAUUUACCAGUCCUACCGCCGUGUGCGCCGCAACAACAGCAACGCCUGCCGUAAGUCAAACCGUAGCAUUUUCAGCAUCCUGGCGGUGUUCUUCAUCUGCUUCGUGCCGUACCACGUCUGCCGUGUGCCGUACACCCUGAGCCAGAUGCCGGCGUCGGGCUUCAGCCAGGAAACCCGCUUCGUGCUGUUCCAGGUGAAGGAGGGGACGCUCUUCCUGUCGGCGCUCAACGUCUGCCUCGACCCCAUCAUCUACUUCCUGAUGUGCCGAACCUUCAGGGAGUCGCUGCUGAAGAAACUGUCAGGAAGAGAGGGGAGGAGAUCCCUGACCACCGCCCAGAGUCUGACCAACAUUUAGGAGAGGAGACAAGGACAGGAGGCAAGGAGGGAGGACAGGACAGAGGACACCUUGCCUUAACCAGACUGUAGUGUCAUGUGUGAUUAUUUUAGGAAUAAUGAAAAAAUAAAAAAUGUUGGCACCGAAUGCAUCACCUUUAAAUGUUUUUCUGGAAGUAAAUAAUUUAAUCUAUAUUUUGACUUACAGAGUUAAU
Molecule: messenger RNA, 1348 nt
Organism: Micropterus dolomieu (smallmouth bass)
Lineage: Eukaryota; Metazoa; Chordata; Actinopteri; Centrarchiformes; Centrarchidae
Product: P2Y purinoceptor 14
Exons: 2
Coding region: 112-1155 (347 amino acids)
Biological process (GO): G protein-coupled receptor signaling pathway
Cellular component (GO): membrane
Molecular function (GO): G protein-coupled purinergic nucleotide receptor activity
Source: RefSeq, a predicted model, not a curated record